GGAGAAUUGGGAGCCCCAGGUCCUCCUGGAGUCCUUGGGCUCAUUGGUGAUCAGGGAGGAGCAGGUGUUCCAGGAGAUAUCGGCUUCCAAGGAGACAAGGGAAAAGUCGGUGACAAAGGUCCAGUUGGGUUUCCAGGACCACCUGGCCCUGAGGGAAAGCCAGGAGCACGAGGUUUACCUGGGCCGAGAGGACUGCCUGGACAAGAGGGUCGAUCUGGUCGGAAGGGAUUUCCGGGAAGACCUGGUCCUGAUGGUCCAAAGGGUGAGCCAGGAAACCAUGGCCGACCAGGGAAAGUUGGGACCAGAAGGGAAACCAGGAAAACAGGGCGAAAAGGGCAAGCCUGGCCAGAAGGGCAGCAAGGGCUACCAGGGGCAGCUCGGCGAGACAGGAUCUCCAGGGAAGGAGGGGCCAAAGGGGAACCAAGGCCCUAAAGGAUCCCGAGGUACCCUGGGACCUAUGGGUGCUCCAGGACGGAUGGGUGCUCAAGGGGAACCUGGCUUAAAAGGUUACCAGGGACAUGCAGGACCACCAGGGCCCAUUGGACCACCAGGGCCAAAGGGGGAAAAGGGAGAACAAGGUGAUGAUGGGAAAGUAGAAGGCCCACAGGGACCACCUGGAGACAGAGGCCCCGUUGGUGACAGAGGUGAUAGAGGGGAGCCUGGAGACCCUGGUUAUCCUGGUCAAGAAGGGCUUGAUGGAGAAAGAGGAAAACCUGGACAGCAAGGUUUACCUGGGGAUCCUGGACCACCAGGCCAGCCAGGAGCAAAGGGAUCCAAAGGUGAUGUGGGUCAAAAAGGAAAACAAGGAGCACGGGGCAAUGCAGGGAGCAGAGGCUCACCGGGCAUCCUUGGGCUACCAGGUCCUCGAGGAGUGGUGGGAAGGCAGGGUCAAGAGGGUGCCCCUGGAGUGGAUGGAGUGCCUGGGAAGGAUGGUGUGCCUGGGAUGCUGGGAGAGCAGGGUGAUGAUGGGGAAGAAGGUGCGACAGGGAUGUCAGGCAAAAGAGGGAACCCUGGCAUACCAGGACUCCCUGGGGCACAGGGACCACCAGGAUUCAAGGGUGAAACAGGAUUGCCUGGACAGACUGGCCAAACAGGGAAGCGAGGAUCAUCAGGAGGAACGGGCCUUCCAGGGAGCCCCGGUGAUCCAGGACCCAAAGGACAGCCGGGAGACUUUGGCGAGGCAGGAUUUCCAGGGAUUGCGGGCAUGUUUGGGCCAAAGGGCCCGCCAGGAGACCUUGGUUUCAAAGGCAUUCAGGGACCACGUGGGCCACCUGGUCUCAUGGGAAAAGAAGGAAUUAUUGGUCCACUUGGCAUUCAGGGUCCUACGGGAAGCCCAGGGCCCAAGGGAGACAAAGGCAGCCGUGGAGAAAUGGGUCUGCAAGGUCCAAGGGGUCCUCCAGGCCCACGAGGACACCCUGGCCCUCCGGGACCACCAGGAAUUCCAGCCUCAUUUCAACAAGACAGCUUUGGGGCAGCUUUCCGGACACUAAUCAACUCGAACACUGCACUCAAGACAGAGGAUUACCAACAUCCAGACCUUCUCAUGCUGGACCACGGAGGGGAGAUCUUUAAGACUCUACACUACCUCAGCAACCUCAUUCAGAGCAUCAAAAGACCCCUGGGAACCAAGGAAAACCCUGCACGCAUCUGUCGAGACCUCAUGAACUGUGAACAGAAGAUGAAUGAUGGUACCUACUGGAUUGACCCAAAUCUUGGCUGUGCCUCAGACACCAUACAGGUCAUCUGUAACUUCACCAAUGGUGGGCAGACGUGUCUCAGCCCCAUCACCGUCUCCAAGCUGGAUUUUGACAUCGGUAGAGUCCAGAUGAACUUCCUCCGCCUCUUGAGCUCAGAGGUGGUGCAACACAUCACCAUCCACUGCCUGAAUACCUCUGUCUGGCGGGAAGGUUCAUCCGAGAAACCUUCAGAAAAAGCCGUGCGCUUCAGGGCCUGGAAUGGACAGAUGUUUGAGGCAAAUGGGCAGCUCAGGCCAGAAGUGGCAGCUGAUGAUUGCAAGAUCAAGGAUGGACGCUGGCAUCGGACUCUCUUCUCAUUUCGGACGCAGGACCCUCAGCAGCUGCCAAUUGUCAACAUCUACAACCUUCCCCCAUCCAAGCCAGGAAAGCAAUAUCACCUCGAGGUCGGCCCCGUGUGCUUCCUUUGAACAAAGCCAUCGAAACUGGGCUCCAAGGCUUUGACCCCAUGUUUGGCCUAUGUCUUUACACAGGCUCUCCCACCUCUCUGCAGCAAGGACAGCUGGGCUGUAUCUUUUGGGUCAACUCUUGCUCUAGCCUUUGGCUCAAGGUCUCAAAGAAUCCGUGAUCUACUGAACUCAGCAGAUUGUUGAAAGGAGGAAUAACAAGGACGUAGGGGAAGCGGGUAUCAGUCGGGACAUGAACAGUGAAAAGGGAUCAGGGGACUAGAUGUUGCAAGCAGUUCCACACACAAAGCUUUUACCAUGACCAAAGAAA
Pelecanus crispus (Dalmatian pelican) is the source of this 2471-nucleotide messenger RNA. The record is from RefSeq and is a predicted model, not a curated record. Lineage: Eukaryota; Metazoa; Chordata; Aves; Pelecaniformes; Pelecanidae.